AAGCAAGCGGUUUUAACACAAAGAUCUUUGAUCAAAAUCCAUUAUAGACAGACUGCGGUUGGACUGAUUUCUGACAGGAAGAAGGGGCCCAGAUAAACAAUCAUACUUUAAGGAUAUACAGAAUACACAUCAGAACUACAUCUUCAUUUCUGACAGUGACUAUUCUAAGCUUACAAUAUCCUCUAGAACCAUCCAAGAAUUCAGCACAUUGUUUCUGCACUAUGGCACCCGCAACGUUAUCAUAUACCUUAUAUGUGGCUACCACACCGAAAUUUCCAGUUAUUGUGAUAUUUUCAUUAAGUCUGGUUAAAUUAGUGUAUGCUUUGGUGAAGCCCUCAGGCGUACCCAUAGCCUUGUGUCACUGCAACUUCUCAGUUAACUUAAUACAAGAGGAAGAGGCCAGACAUCUCCCAGAGACUGUACUGCUUUAUCCAGAGCAAAGCGUCCAGAUGGAGCACUAUUUUGAGGGACGAUCCUACCUUAUGGAUGAGCCUAUAGAGCACGUAAAGGAUGUCAGUGAUGGUUUGCCUAGGGAAAAUCACUUUACCAUAAAUUUGACUGACGUCCAUGUUACAGUCAAUCACACGGUAGUUGCUGAGCUUUUCCAGGAUGUGGUUCUUCCCUGUGCUUUCACGGGCAGUGUUGAUCUACUGACUGCUGUGAUCUACUGGAUAAGAAUAGACUCAUUAAAAAACAUCACUAUUUUGGCCUUUGAGAAUGGCACCAGGCAACAUGGAAAAGAAGACUCGGCCUAUCAGAGCCGAACCAAACCGAUGUUUGACAUCACUGUAGGAGAUGCCUCCUUAUUUCUAAAUAAUGUUACGCUGGCAGACAGAGGAAGCUACAUGUGCCAGGUUGGGGAUGUCAGGAAAAUUAACUAUAGUGAAGGAUGUAUAAACUUGACAGUGACUGCAUCUUCAAAGAGCUUAUAUGUUGAGAGUGGUUGGAAUGACUACUUGACCAUCAUUUCCCAUUCUUGGUUCCCCGCACCAGUAGUUGAGUGGGUAGGCAACAAAGGAGAAGAUGUUACCAACAAGUCAGUUACUGAUGUUUUACCUGAGAAGGAUGGGCUCCUUUCAAUUGUUUCACGGUAUCAUGUUGGUAAUGUUUUUGAAAUGGAUUUCAAAAUAAAUUUUCAUAACCCUGUCAGUGGAACAACAAUAUCAGUGCACUACAAUCACUCUGAUCUCUCCUCUGACAGGGACUGCCCUCAGGUGCACACUUAA
Molecule: messenger RNA, 1226 nt
Organism: Erpetoichthys calabaricus (reedfish)
Lineage: Eukaryota; Metazoa; Chordata; Cladistia; Polypteriformes; Polypteridae
Product: butyrophilin-like protein 2
Exons: 6
Coding region: 222-1226 (334 amino acids)
Source: RefSeq, a predicted model, not a curated record